UCAUUUAUAUGCACAGAUCGGUGUUAUUGAGAGAAAGCAACGGGGAUCUGGUUUUAAUUCGAGUCACAUCGUCAAACUUCCCAUUUAAAUUGGAUUUACUCAUUUUUAAAAUUUGACCUUAGGCCAUGUGUGCCCUGUUGGAAGAAAAGGACAAGACAUUUAGAUUCUACUGGAAAUAAAAAGUUAAACACGUCCCCAGUGCAGGAUUCAUACAUCUCUUGAAUCACUCAGAGUAACAUAUUUGGCGCCUAUAUUCAUAAGAAUCGCAUCAUUAACGGUAGCUACACGGAGCGAGCACCAUACAUUUAAAAACAGGCGAGAGCAGGAGAACUAACUCUGAAUGUGUUUUUGUUUGACAUCUUUCACCUUCAACGCACUUAAACGGGUCACUAAAAGUCAAUGAGACGUGCCCAUAGCAUGGCGUGGAUCCACUGAGAUUCAGCGAUGACGCAAGCUGAAUAAGCGGAGCGCACAGAUGAUGAGCGGAAGCGCCAGUGCGCACCUCCCCAUCAUAAUCUGGCUGAGCAGCGUCGCUGUCUUUUCAGCACCACUCACUGACAAUCCAACCAACCGGAGAGGGAAGACAAGCCAAGCUGACUUCUCUGCAAUAUUGUGUGGAUUUUUUCCUCCCCAAGAUAACAAAUCAGUACAACUUUUUUGACUAGAGCUACUUAAAGAGCUAUCAAAUUCUUAUUUUAUUCUGCCGAGUUUCCAUCUGCUGAAAGUAAGAAUUCAAAUUUAUUUUUCAAACGCGACCGAUCAUGUGGUUGUUGGAUGUGUGAUUUUGUGAUUUUUCACUGCGGAUCCUGGUUUGUUUGUCCCCCCCUGCCCACCCCCUCAAAUGAUUACACUAUAAAUCAAGUUUUGCCUUUUUAUUUUACUUUGGAAGUCUAGAAAAAUGUCCACAACCACUUGAAUCAAUGUGGUUUUGUUAUUAUAACAAGUUUAUUUAAUUAUUUUACGGGAGACUUCAAACGUUUGUUUUCCUUUAAUACGUGGAAUUUGUGUAUCUGGUCGGGAUGCUGAUUUUAGUAGCUGGACUUUUGUACCUGGUCAGUGGACGUACGGUGAGAAGCCAGGAUGCUACAGGUAGCCGCUUCGUUUGUAACGCCAUUCCCCCGGGCGCAGAGCCGGGCUGCGGGUACGGUCCUACGGGGAACCGCGUCCAGAGCAGCAGCCCUGUGGAGGACGAGCUGCGGAAUACGAUCAUCCAGCUCCGGGAGACAAUCCUGCAGCAGAAGGAGACCAUCGUGAGCCAGCAAGGGACAAUCAAGGAGCUCAACUCCAAACUGGCGCGCUGCGAGGCGGCAGCAGACGAAUCGUCGCAGAGCAAGUCCCGGGGUCAGGGCUCCAGACGGAAGGAGUACGGAAAGAAUACGAUGGGUGACCUGCCCCGGGACCCCAGCGAGACCAUAGAUCAACUGGGCAAGACCAUGCAGAGUCUCAAGGGUCGGCUGGAGAACUUGGAGCAGCAGAGUUUGCGUCUCCCCAGCACAAACGUGUCAGCUGGAGGUGUCUCGGCAUUGACACCCCUGCCGCCGGAGCUGCGGGAGCUGUUGCGGCAGCGUCUGGGAGCGCUGGAGACCCAGCUCCUCCGGAAGGUGGCCGAGCUGGAGGAGGAGAAGAGCCAGCUCUACAACGAAACAGCGGCCCACCGCCAACGCACCGAGAGCACUCUCAAUUCCCUCCUGGAGAGGAUCACCGAGCUUGAGAAAAGUAAUAAUGCCUUCAAGUCGCCCGAGGACUUCAAGGUGUCCCUCCCUCUUCGUACCAACUACCUGUAUGGACGCAUAAAGAAGAGCCUCCCAGAAAUGUACGCCUUCACUGUGUGCAUGUGGCUCAAGUCCAGUGCUAGUCCCGGCAUAGGAACUCCAUUCUCUUACGGCGUGCCAGGCCAGGCCAAUGAGAUUGUCCUCAUCGAAUGGGGGAACAACCCCAUUGAGCUACUAGUCAAUGAUAAGGUGGCUCAGCUCCCUCUGUCAGUAAGUGACGGCCGCUGGCACCACAUCUGCAUCACCUGGACGACAAGAGAUGGUUUCUGGGAGGCUUACCAGGAUGGCGAGCGCCUGGGCACUGGGGACAACCUGGCCCCCUGGCACCCAAUUAAACCUGGAGGGGUGAUCAUCCUGGGCCAGGAGCAGGACAUAGUCGGAGGCCGUUUUGACGCCACCCAGGCCUUUGUGGGCGAGCUGAGCCAGUUCAACAUGUGGGACCGAGUACUGCGGCCCGUCGACAUCAUGGGUCUGGCCAACUGCUCGGCCUACAUGCCGGGCAAUGUGGUCCCUUGGAUUGAUGCAAAUGUGGAAGUGUUUGGUGGUGCAAGUAAAGCUGCUCUGGAGAUCUGUGAAGAUCGUGCUUUUGAUUCCUAAAGGCUCUGACAAGAGGAAAUCCAGUAAUGCCACUGGGAUUGAGAAGCUGAGUAUUCUGACUGUUGCCUCAGUCAAGUCCCACAGGAAAGGGUAUAGUACAACAUUUUUACAUAUUUAUAAGCUCUGACUGUUCAAAGACUCCCUAUUUAUUGGACUCACAUGCUGAUGUGUCCAUUCGAGUUGAACCCUGAGGACAUUACAGGAGACUUGAAAUUAGUCUGCCCAUCUGAAGAAGGUAUCCUGUUGCAUCAGUUUACUGUAAUGAUACAACCUACUGUCAAUGUGUGUUGUCUCUUCAGCAGAUCAGCUUUCAUUUGACACCCCUUUGAAGAUGUCUGUUUUUGGUUGCAUUCCUUCGACUGACAAUGCUGCACUGUAUUCGUGGUGAAUGUGCUCAAACGGCUCAAACAGGCUUUGAUGUGCUGUGGAACACUAUUCCUGAUUUAAGUGGUAGAGUACUAGAUUCUGUGAGUUUCCUCGCUGUUUAACGAGCAAUGAGGCGCCAAACCAGGGGUGCAGCGAAAUCAGGUGGAUGCUCAUGAGUACAAGGUGGACAAGAACAACCCUCACCUCGAUUAAUUUGAGACAACACAGCAGAAAGAGGUGAACGGGAGUUAUUUGAGAAGGGACAGAGCAUGCUUUCUCUCAAUACACCGUGUGCUUGUGGUGCAUCCAAACAAGCCAAUGCAAAGUACUGACAACAUUAC
Molecule: messenger RNA, 3076 nt
Organism: Scatophagus argus
Lineage: Eukaryota; Metazoa; Chordata; Actinopteri; Scatophagidae
Gene: nptx2a
Product: neuronal pentraxin 2a
Exons: 5
Coding region: 1020-2369 (449 amino acids)
Source: RefSeq, a predicted model, not a curated record